Camellia sinensis is the source of this 774-nucleotide messenger RNA. The record is from RefSeq and is a predicted model, not a curated record. Lineage: Eukaryota; Viridiplantae; Streptophyta; Magnoliopsida; Ericales; Theaceae.
AUGUCUCUCACUUCUAGUUUCUUCCAGUUGUUUUCAGCACUCCUGAUUCUGUUGCAUCUCCUUGCCUAUUGCAAAAUCGAUGGAGUUCAAACAGAUGUUCUCAUAAGUGGAAUUGCUACUCAGAAUAGAGCUCUGUAUACUGUUAAUCAUUGGCAGUCCCAUUUUUUCUUUAAUUCAUUGCUGGAUUUCGGGGGUUCUGAAUCUGCCAAGGAGAGAAUAGAAGCCAUUGAUGUGGAUAACAAGUCAGUUACUUUCAACCUACUUGAGGGAGAUGUCUUGAAGGUUUACAAGACCUUUAAGUCCACACUCCAAGUUACAAACAUGGAUGAUGGAUGUUUGAUAAAAGUGACUUUGGCUUAUGAGAAGCAACAUGAGGAUACUCCACCUCCAACCAUGUACCUGGACUUUGUGGCUAAUGUCAGUAAGGAUAUAGAGGCUUACCUCUUCAAGGCCUAAGACAAAGCCACUGAGGAUUCUGUUUCUUAAAAACUUUGUUCUCUUGUCUUAACUAAUUUGCAGUCGUUUAAUUUGAUCAUGUUUGAAGAUUCUUAUAUCUCAAGAUUCUCACAAGAUCUGAAGAGUGUGAGUGAAUUAAGACUGAGAAGUAGAAAAUUUGUGAAAUAGAGAAUCACCAACCAAACAAAGGGCAUAUAAAUAUAUAUGCUAUGGAAGUAUUGGUUAACUAGUAAAUGUAUAAUAAAGUUUGUGAAGCCGUUGUGGUGACUAUUUGCUCAUCUUGUCUGAUAAAUAAUAUGCAGUUUUGAAAUCUGUAAU